AUGGCCUCUAAUAAGUCAAUAGAGGAACCGUCGCUUUCCACUGCAAUGGAAACAGAGCGGAGUGAAUGUGGGGCUAAAAACAACGAAUCGAUACCCGCUUCACAGAUGAAAAAGCCUGAUGAGCGCCGGAGUUUCAACCCCGCAGAAAUGCUGUCUCCAAGGCAAUUAGGCCCACCAAAUCCAGCUUACAGUAAUCGUGAAACAACUUCAGUGGAAGUUGACAAUCCAGAACCAGAUUCUGUACACCGAAUUUUGGGUCGAGCUUCAUCAGCAUCCUCCUUCAGUGGCCAUAAUCCUCCUUGGCCUUCCUCAAUAUUGGCACCUCAUCCUUCUCUUGCUGCUACCACGACUUCUGCAUCUGCUACUUCUAAAAAUCCUCAUCUAAUUCCUGGCCAAACAAUUGCAAAUAAUUUCUCAAAUACAAAUCCAGUGAACGCUUAUUUAUUGCCAAACAUCUCUCAAAACACCCAGCCUCUGCCAAACCCAUCUGGCACAAACAAAGGCAGCUUUUCUGAUAAUUCUUCAAAGGGUCCCAUUCAUCCUACCCAGGUGCCCUCAAGUUCUGUACGCCCACCAGGUAUAACUUCUGGUCAUGGAUCUUCUUCCUCUGUUCAUCCAGGUCAGAUGUCACCCAGUUCUUUGCAUGCUGGUCAGGUAUCUCCUCAAGCACUUCACCAUAAUCAGGUGUCUUCAAAUCCAGUGCACCCAGGUCAGAUGUCACCUAAUUCAGUGCACCCUAAUCAAGUAGUCUCUGGUUUUAUUAGCUCUGCUCAGAUACCUGCCAGUUCCAUGCACUCAACCCAGGUGCCGGGUAGCUCUGUUCAUCAUGCACAAGUAAAAGGUAGCCUAAUGCACCCAGGCCAAGUGCCUAGUAGUAGUUCCAUACACUUAGCUCAGGUGUCAACUAGUUCUUUGCACCUGGCCCAGGUGUCUGCCAGUUCAACGCAUCCAGCACCAGUAUCUGACAGUUCUACUCACCCUGUACAAGUGUCAGCUAGUCCUGUGCAUCCUAGCCAGGUGCCAGUCAAUCCAGCACACCCGGCCCAGGUGCCAGUCAGUACUGUACACUCAUCCCAAGUCUCAGCCAGUACUGCUGUCUUAUCCCAAGUAUCAACAAAUAUUUCACACUCACCACAAGUGUCAGCUAGUUCAGCAUCCCCAUCUCAAGUCCUGGCUAGCUCUGUACACCAGUCUCCAGUAAAUGUUACCUAUUCUUCUCAGGUAUCUAUACAUUCACCUAUUUUGUCUGCAAGUCUUGCUUCUCAACCACAAGUAACAGCCAGCAUUGCACAACUGCCUGAGGUAUCAGCUUCCCCUGUCCCAGUCACAACUAAUCCUUUAAAUCUGGUCCAAGUGGCAGCAAGUUCUACUCAUCCCAUUCAGAUACUACCCAGCUCUGUGAAUCCAACCCAGGCAACAGUUAGUUCCAUUCAUUCAGCUCAGAUUUCAGCUGCUUCUCUACCUUCAGGUCAAGUGUCAGCCAGUUCCACAAAGCAAGGCCAAGCUGCUGCAAGUUCAUCUAAAACAGAUGAUGUUUCAGCCAGCUCAACACAACCUGAACUAGUCUCUGGAAGCUUUAUGAAAAGUAAUACAGUUUCUGGAAGCUCUGUGAAGACAAGUCGGAUGUAUGCAAGUUCUUCAAGAAGCAGAGGCCAACAGCAGGUUUCAGCUAGUUCAUCUAACAAUGACCAUGUGUCUGCAAGCUCAACAAAAUCAGAUCAUGUAUCUGCCAGCUCAAUGAAGAGUGAUCGACUGCUGGCAAGCUCCACUGAGAACUCAUGUGUUAGUUCAGCUGUCAGCAGUCAGGUAUCUGCCAGUGGAGCUCUGAACCAAGUCUCUGCCAGUGGCAUCUCUGCUGCUAGUUCUACCCAGAGCAGCUCAAUAUCAGCCAGUUCAUCUCAGAACAAUCAACCAAUAGCCAGUUCUACUGAGAACGGUCAAGUAUCUGCUAGCUCUACAGAGAACAGCCACGUUUCAGCCAGCAACCAGGUGAGCGCCAGUACUCUGGACAAUGACCAAGUAAGUGCUAGUUCCACUGGGCGAAACCAGGUCUCAGCAAGUUCCUCUGCCAACUGUCAGGACACUGUUCAGGUCAGCUCAAUGGAUAAUAGCAGCAAUCUUGCAAGCUCUUCAGAAAAUGGACAGGUAUCAGCCAGUUCUACAGAAACUUGCCAAGUUAGCGCCAGUUCCACAGAGAAUAAUCAGGCUGCUGUUAGUUCUAUGGAAGUGGACCAAGAGGGCAGCUUGGACGGUGCUACCUCAUCAGGCAACAAUCUUGGUGACAAUGCUGUAGACUGUGAUGCCUCAGAUUCUGCUACAACAACUUAUGCAGGCACCGGUAGCGAGCGGUCUAACAGUCAAGGCAUUUCAAGUUCUAGUGAAUUCCGAAGACCAGCCAAUAAAUCACCAGCAUCAAACAAUGAUGCUAACUCAUUGGAAGGUUCUGAAGCUACUUGCACUGUCAAAGAUGCUUCCCAAGUGGCUACAUCCAGUCAAGUAAUAUCAGCGAAAACUGAAACCAACCAGGCGACAUCAAGUUCAGCUGUGGCAUCUUCAAGCUCUUUGGAAGAAACAAAGCCUUGUUCUGUUUCUGAACCAACUUCUAGCUCAACAGAGAAUGUCGCUUUAGUUUCCAAUUCAACAGCUGAGGAUAAUGAAACCUCCAUGGAAGUGUGCACUCAAGAGGCAGCUGAUUCGGUAUCUGCCAGUGUGGAGUCAAAUGGUAAAGAACUUGAGAAUGGUGAUGCUAACCUCAGUGAAACUCCUACUUCCAAUGGUUUGGCUCCACCAACAUCUGUUACCACAUCAGAGAAAAGCACACCCAGCAAGAAGGACCAUUAUCCAGCUUAUGAACAUGUGGAAUAUGAUGAAUAUGAACAACCCAACCAUUUCAGCCAAACCUUUCCUGCUGAAAAUUUAUUUGAGUAUCAAUGGCCAGACAAAAGUGGUGAGUGGUAUAUCCUCCAAGAACAAGUCAGUGAAUAUCUUGGUGUGAAAUCAUUCAAACGCAAAUAUCCAGAUCUCAAAAGACGAUCAGCUGAAAUGAAAGAAAAAGAAUUUUUACGAGAAAGAGGUGUUGUAACAGAAACUCAGUGUGAUCUUGGCCUGUCUGCUUUACGGUGUGAAGAAGUUUAUGAUUUGAUGCUCAGAGAUUACCCAGAAAAAUAUCAGGAAUAUUCUGCUGUACUUCAUGAACGGGAACGCCAAAUAAUCAAUGAGAAACACAAAGGCUAUGAAGCACCGCCUAAACUAGAGAAGAGCAAGAUGGCUGAUUACGUGAAGAAAGCAAUGAAAUCAGCCUCAGAAUUUAACAGCCAAUUCCAGAAAGAAAGGAGAGAAGACAGACGUGCAUAUUUUGAUUUACAGACAAUGGUAAUACAUUAUCCUGCACACAAAUACAAAAAGAUGGAUCCAGAAUUCAGCAAAGUCACUGCCUAUCCUGUCAGUCUAAUCCCAGGACAAUACCAAGAAUAUUAUAGAAAAUACAAGCCAAAUGAGUUGAAAUAUUUUCCCCUCAACACGGCAAUCUAUGGCCCUCCAAAACGAAUUGUCAAUCCUCUUGUCAAAGUUACAAGUGGGGAAUCUGACGAUGAUGUGGAUGAUAGCCAAGAGGAUCAGGCAGAUUCAGGAUCUGAUGCUGAUAGCAAUGACAACGAUUCCACAAUCAGUCCCCAAGACCAAGGGCUCGUAAAACUCCUAUGGAGCCCAAAGAUUCAAAAGAGUCUUCAGAAAACCAGAAAAAGGAGUGCCGUUUCUGUCACAAAGGUCCAGGCAAAGGACGCGCCAAAAAAGAUGAACUGGUCAGCUGUUCUGAAUGUGGAUCAACUGGAGGAAAACCACAGGGAAGACGUUCUAAGAAAGAGAAACAGAAGUGGAGCAAACAGAAGAAUGUCCAAGAGAAGGGGAGGAAAAGGAGUAUUGCUAAGAAGCAGCAUUAAGGAGGAGGAGGAGGAGGAGGAGGCAGGUCAUCCUGCUUGCUUGAAUUUGACCAAAGCAAUGGUGUCUAUAAUAAAGAGUUAUCCUUGGCAGUGCAUGGAGUGCAAGACUUGUGUUCGCUGUAUGGACCCUUAUGACGAGGAUAAAAUGAUGUUCUGUGACAGAUGUGAUCGUGGCUAUCAUACUUUCUGUCCACACCAAUCAAGGCCAAAAGAAACUAUCGAAAGCAAAAAAAAUGGCAACAGUGGGAAGAUAAAUAAAUGUUACAGACGUCAUUUCCCAACAGCUCAUUAUCGUUCCUCCUCCUCCUCCUCCUUCAUGGGUUUGCUACUUCUCUCAUGA
Acanthosepion pharaonis is the source of this 4278-nucleotide messenger RNA. The record is from the annotation of a GenBank genome assembly. Lineage: Eukaryota; Metazoa; Mollusca; Cephalopoda; Sepiida; Sepiidae.